AUGGCGCGCCGUCUGCACCCAGUACUCACAUUGAAGCUGCUGGAGCUGCACUCUCACGUCUGGGCUUCUCAAGAAGUGCUGGACACCAAAGCAUCCUUGCUGGAGCUGCACCAGUGCAAGCGGCCAGCGCAUCAGGGAGAGCUGCUGCAGGCCCGGUGCUGCAGGGCUUCCGGUGCUGCAGGGCGUAAGGGGGAGCAGCUGCAGGAGACUAGGUGUUGCUGCUGCCAUCAUUCAGGUGGUGCUACCGGCAGACUUUUGCUGCAGCAGCCGCCAGGUGCAGAAGCAGCCGCCAGGAGCAGAAGCAGCCGCCAGGAGCAAGAGCAGCCGCCAGGAGCAGAAGCAGCCGCCAGGUACAGGAGCAGCCGCCAGGUACAGGAGCAGCCGCCAAGUGCAGGAGCAGCCGCCAGCUCCUCACCUCGGCAGGAAGGAGAAAGCCGGACGCCAGGAGUUACUGCGGUGUGUGGCGGGUACGCAGCUGCCGUGCGCCACAUGUGCGGCCGUGCGCCACAGGUGCUGCCGUGCGCCACAGGUGCUGCCGUGCGCCACAGGUGCUGCCGUGCGCCACAGGUGCUGCCGUGCGCCACAGGUGCUGCCGUGCGCCGCAGGUGCUGCCGUGCGCCACAGGUGCUGCCGUGCGCCGCAGGUGCUGCCGUGCGCCACAGGUGCUGCAGCUCGCCACAGGUGCAGCCGUCGCUGCGGUCGUGGGCGUUAGCAGAAGAGGCAGCCGCGCGACGAGGGCAGCGCGCUGCAGGAGCGCCAUGUCGUCCGAAAUGGCAAGGGGAGGGCGCGAACCAGCAGACGUGCGCCAACCGCUGCUGCCGACCGUCACAGGCGUCGAUGUCGCAGAGCGCCAUGAACAGCAGUCACGCGCAAGGAGCUGCAGCGCGCAGGUCGUCAAGCGAGGAGGUUACUGCAGCCGCGCGACAGAGGAAGGAGUAA
This is a messenger RNA of Closterium sp. Naga37s-1, 939 nucleotides long. Lineage: Eukaryota; Viridiplantae; Streptophyta; Zygnematophyceae; Desmidiales; Closteriaceae. The record is from the annotation of a GenBank genome assembly.